AUGGAACCUCAAAGCAAGAAAUCUAAUGUUCUAGAAACUCCUACAAUGAUGGAGACCAAAUACGAAGAUAUGCUACCAAUUAUGGCGGAGAAGAUGGAUGUUGAAGAGUUCGUGUCAGAGUUAUGUAAAGGUUUCAGUUUGCUAGCGGAUCCAGAGAGAGAUCUGAUCACAGCAGAGAGUCUAAGAAGAAACUCAGGGAUACUUGGGAUCGAAGGAAUGAGCAUGGAAGAUGCAGAAGGAAUGGUUAGAGAAGGAGACCUCGACGGGGAUGGAGCUCUUAACCAAACCGAAUUCUGCGUUCUCAUGGUUCGGUUAAGCCCCGAGAUGAUGGAAGACGCAGAGACUUGGCUCGAGAAAGCAAUCAGCCAAGAACUCUACACUCACAAUCACUCUUCUUCUCUGCCUUGA
Microthlaspi erraticum is the source of this 408-nucleotide messenger RNA. Lineage: Eukaryota; Viridiplantae; Streptophyta; Magnoliopsida; Brassicales; Brassicaceae. The record is from the annotation of a GenBank genome assembly.